AUGUUUGACACGGUCUGCACCAUCCCGCUGUCCUCGGACCUGUUCAGCCAGGCCCUCCACCCUAAUGAACCCGUGGUGUCGGUCGGCCUCGCAACAGGCCAUGUCCAAACCUUCCGACUCCCCGUGGAAGAGAGUGACAAUGGUGACGAUGCUGCGUCGAACUCUUCGCGUACUGGAAAGGGCCACAUUGACACUAUGUGGAGGACGCGGCGGCACAAGGGUAGCUGUCGUACUCUUGGCUUUGGCAUUGACGGCGAGACACUGUACUCUGCGGGCACGGACGGCCUUGUGAAGAUUGCGAAUUCGGAGUCUGGUGUGGUGUCGAAUAAGAUUGUGAUUCCGUUUGAGAAGGACGGAUCUAUUGAUGCGCCGACUGUGAUUCAUGCGCUUUCUCCUCAGACUCUUCUCCUGCUACGGACUCAAGUGUCGGCGCGCCCUGAGCAGUCGCACCAUCCCCACGAUGACUACGUCUCCUCUUUGACACCUCUGCCCGCCUCGGAUACUAGUACUUCUGGUUUCAGCAAACAAUGGGUUACCACGGGUGGUACAACUCUGGCCGUGACAGAUCUGCGACGGGGUGUUAUGGUGCGCAGCGAAGAUCAGGCGGAAGAGUUGAUCAGCUCGGCUUACAUUGGAGGUCUUCCAAGCAGCGGUACCAGCCGUGGCGAGAAGGUAAUCGUGGGCGGUGCCAGUGGUGUCCUGACACUGUGGGAAAAGGGCGCGUGGGAUGAUCAGGACGAGCGCAUCUACGUCGCCCGCGAUGCGGACGGCGGCGAAUCUAUCGAGACCAUGGCGGUUGUGCCGGAUGAGCUAGGCUAUGGCAAGAUGCUUGCGACCGGUCUCGGCAACGGUAUGGUCAAAUUGGUGCGCAUUGGAGCCAACAAGGUUGCCUCAGAGGUGAUGCACGACGAAACCGAGGGCGUCGUAGGCUUGGGCUUCGAUGUUGAGGGCCGGAUGGUCACUGGCGGUGGGCAAAUCGUCAAGGUUUGGCAUGAGGCUGCAGGCGCGGGCGCUGGAAGUGGCAUGGGUGGAAAACAUAUGCUUGGAGACAGCGAUGACAGUGAUGAUGACUCGGAUAGCGAACAAGAGAAGGAGAAGCCGAAGAAAGAGGACAGGAACGAGCGCAAGAAGCGGAAGAAGGCUAGUCGCAAGGACGGUGGACAGCAUGUCAUGGCCUUCGCCGACAUGGACUGA
Molecule: messenger RNA, 1194 nt
Organism: Penicillium maclennaniae
Lineage: Eukaryota; Fungi; Ascomycota; Eurotiomycetes; Eurotiales; Aspergillaceae
Exons: 3
Coding region: 1-1194 (397 amino acids)
Molecular function (GO): protein binding
Source: RefSeq, a predicted model, not a curated record